Pyrus x bretschneideri (Chinese white pear) is the source of this 1321-nucleotide messenger RNA. Its product is annotated as ribosomal RNA small subunit methyltransferase NEP1-like. The coding region runs from base 199 to 1041 and encodes 280 amino acids. Gene Ontology annotation, molecular function: rRNA binding; rRNA (pseudouridine) methyltransferase activity. Gene Ontology annotation, biological process: rRNA base methylation. The transcript is spliced from 8 exons. The record is from RefSeq and is a predicted model, not a curated record. Gene Ontology annotation, cellular component: nucleolus; small-subunit processome. Lineage: Eukaryota; Viridiplantae; Streptophyta; Magnoliopsida; Rosales; Rosaceae.
AACCACAGUCCUCACUCCUCGGACAAUUAUAACUCGAUUCUUCUCUCGAGUCUCGGACUCCCUCAACGGACGAAACCUUCACCUUGGUUCAAAAGCAAAAGGCCUCUACUUUCCAAGCCCCCAAUUUAUUCCGGUAUACAAACUCUCAGAAGCCCCAAUUUGUGACCCAAACUGAAGACUGAACAAGUUUUGCAUGCCAUGAAGACCCACAAAGCUUCGAAUUCGAACAAGUCCUCUAAUGGAAGGAGGAUCGAAAAGAGGGGAACGAAGAGAAAGGCCUUAGAGCGAUGCUCAAGGCUUAAUUCUUCCAAGGACAUCUUGGAAGUCAAAGGAAUUAUUGAACAGGAUAUUAAUGAAGAUUCUAUGCUCCAACUUCCCGGCAUUCCUCUAGCUCCUUCCAGCCAGAAUAUGAACCCUGGAGUUACUUUUGUUCUCGAAAAGGCCUCCUUGGUGCCUGCUUAUGUCGGCAAGAAGUACCAGAUUUUAAAUCCAGAAAUACACGGGGACUUCCUUCGGAAAAAGAAUAUGGAUCCUUAUAAAUACAGACCUGACAUUGUUCACGAGGCCCUCCUUCAAAUUAUGGAUACCCGACUUUGCAUGGCCGGCAGACUGCAGCCGGUGUAUGUUAAAACUGACCAAGGGGUUCUCAUCAAAGUCGAACCACAUGCUCGUAUACCAGAAUCAUUGGACAAGUUUUGUGCUAUGAUGUCACAAUUGUUGCAAAAGCUCCGCAUUAAAGCCAAGGGUCGACGUGAUACACUCUUGCGUGUGGUUCAGAACCCUAUAUCUCAGCAUUUACCUUCCAACUCCGUCAAAAUAGGCCUUUCCGUCAGUUCGCAAAAGGAAGUUCUGCUACGGGAGUAUGUAAAUGCUGUCAGCAAUAAUGCCAACCUUGUUUUUGUGGUUGGUGCCAUGGCUCAUGGGAAAAUUGAUAGCGAGUAUGUGGACGAUUUCAUAUCAGUUUCUGGAUAUCCACUGAGCGCUGGGGUGUGCCUGAGAAGUAUAUGUAUAGCAUUGGAGAGAAAGUGGAAUAUUUUGUGAAACAACUGUCAUUAGUAUGGUAUGGAUUAGAAACUCUUAUGAGCGUGCUAUCUUGGUUGCGGAGGAUGGAUAGAAGAAUUAUGGAGCUUUUUUGCGGAGUUUUUGUUUAAUUUAUGGUCUGUAUCACGGACUCUCUGCAAGUUGACAAGUUUAAUGGCAGUAGAUUCUUGUUAACGAAUAAGAGCGCGGUACUUAAGUAUUGGAGAAGAUAAGUCAAGUGCUUGUUGGAAACCUUCCUUCACUUUUUGAGCAUUUGAAGUUGCGUUGUAUGUGCCUUGUA